AUGAUUUCCCCUAUCUUCUUCGUAUUUUCUCUCAUUCUCUCUUCUUCCUAUGCUUCACAUGUGCAAGACUUCUGUGUUGCAGACUACACAGCCCCUCAAGGCUUUUCAGGGUACGCUUGCAAAGACCCUGCCAAGGUCACGGUAGACGAUUUCGUCUACUCCGGCCUAAAAGUCCCCAGUACCACCACGAACAUUAACAAAUCUGGAUUCACAGCUGCCGUUGCCCCUGUAUUUCCUGCUCUCAACGGCCUAGGCGUUUCGGUGGCCCUAGCAACCCUGGAGGUUGAUGGAGUUUCCCCGCUUCACAGCCACCGCGGAGCUACAGAAGUUAUAGUCAUCGCAGAAGGAAGUAAUAUAGUCGCCGGGUUCAUUGCCUCGAGUAACAAAGUUUAUACAAAGUCUCUGAACAAGGGUGAUGCUAUUGUUUUUCCACAAGGGUUAUAUCACUUCUUUUGGAAUAAGGGUAAAACUCCGGCCACUAUAUUUGUUAGCUUCAGUAGCGAAAACCCUGGCGUUCAGGUUCUGGAGAAUGCACUGUUCCAAAGCGAUUUUCCUACCGAAAUCAUAGCCAAGACUACUUUACUUGACGUUGCUCAGAUUAAGAAACUUAAGGGUGUUUUUAAUGGCACUAAUUAG
Messenger RNA from Rosa rugosa (rugosa rose), 636 nucleotides. RefSeq names its product auxin-binding protein ABP19a-like. The transcript has a single exon. Bases 1 to 636 code for a protein of 211 amino acids. Gene Ontology annotation, molecular function: manganese ion binding. Gene Ontology annotation, cellular component: cell wall. Lineage: Eukaryota; Viridiplantae; Streptophyta; Magnoliopsida; Rosales; Rosaceae. The record is from RefSeq and is a predicted model, not a curated record.